UGCCGCUCUCCCAUUGGCCCCUCGCCUCUCCACCAAUCACAUGCCAUUUUCAACUUCCUAUAUUGCUAACAUGUGUCACUCGUAUCCUACACCAACUUUACUUUUGUUCCUCUUCAGUAUACACGAUAUAUCACCCCCACUUUGCUUUUCCACAUUUCCAAUCGCAGAUGCUUACCAAAGUUAGGUCAUAGUUUCAGAUCCAUGCGCGCCUGCCCGCCUAGAUCCACCGAUCUCUACCGGAUAAUGCUCAGAUUCCGCCCGAUCGCGCCUAAACCCGUCGGCGACGAUGCCGGCUCCGGCACGGCGGAGCAGAAUCGGAGAGAUCUCACCGGAAAGAGAGUCAAGAGGAAGUAUGUUCGGAUUCGUGCUCGGAAAAGCAAGCGCCGGCCGAAGAGUAAGGGUUUGGACGGAGGAAACCUACCGUCGCCGCCGGAGAGGUCCGGUGUCGACGACGCGCCGCCGCCUGAGGAUAAAACGUUGACGCUCCAGCUUCUCGGUGAGAGAUCUGAAGGUGAGAGGGAGAUCUGUGAAAUUAGAGCUCCGGAGAGUAAGGGGAUGAGGUUGAGAGAUGAGGAUCGGUGUAGCGUUGCUACGGCGGCGGAUCUGAGAGGUUACGGAUCUGUGAUGGUGACGUGGAUAGUCAUGGAAGGCGUGACGGACAAGUUUGCAGGGGUAGGGUUAGGGUCUUCGGAUAAGGAAAAGAUGUAUAACCUGGAGAGGGAUACGUGUCCUGGUUUCAUAUCGGACCACAGAAAUAACGUGAUCUGGGUGAACUCUGCGUAUAAGAGGAUGGUGGCGGAGGAGAAGGGUUUUUUGGUUUGGUUGGUGGUAAAGGAAGAGUUGCCCCAAUUUUGCCCCUCGUUUGCAUGCAGAGUUAGGGUCACUCAGCAGAACGCACAGUGGCAAAAGUGGAAUAAAAUAGUGCCGUGUGAUGUUUGGAAAAUGGAAUUUGCUGGAUUUGCAUGGAAAUUGGACGUCAAUACCGCCCUCAGUUUAGGUUUCUAGUGUGAGAUUCAUUUCGGAACAAUAUUUCCAGGCGAUUGACGGUGGAUUUAGUUGAUAGAAGAAGAGCCAUGCCCAAGAUGCAAUGUUGCAAGAGUAAGUUGUAAAUAAACCUUUAUUCUGGUGAAGCAGUGUGUAUCUAAAAUACACACAAAGGUUUCUAAUGUAUAAUACUUUGUAUUAUCAUUUGAAAGAAUUAUAUGAUGACAAGUUAAGUAAAACGCAGUGCGCGACAAAGACUUGAAAUGAGCUGUAUUCUAGUGUCAGUGAAAUGCCAAAUCGGCCCAUUUCACCUUAUCACUUACAACACCAUCUUUCUUCAUUUUCUCAUUAGCCAA
Salvia splendens (bonfire salvia) is the source of this 1340-nucleotide messenger RNA. RefSeq lists its product as uncharacterized. The transcript is spliced from 2 exons. The record is from RefSeq and is a predicted model, not a curated record. NCBI's taxonomy places the organism in Eukaryota, Viridiplantae, Streptophyta, Magnoliopsida, Lamiales, Lamiaceae. Bases 202 to 1005 code for a protein of 267 amino acids.